This is a messenger RNA of Sphenostylis stenocarpa, 2679 nucleotides long. The record is from the annotation of a GenBank genome assembly. Lineage: Eukaryota; Viridiplantae; Streptophyta; Magnoliopsida; Fabales; Fabaceae.
AUGAGUGAAAGAAUAUUAGUACUUCUGCUGCUUGUUUUGAAUUAUUUGUUGGUUGCAGAAGGAGAAACAGCUGAUGAGGAUUUGGCCACACUUAUGUCUCUUGCGAGUACCUGGAAGAACACCCCCCCUGAUUGGGUGGGUUCGGAUCCUUGUGAAGAGUGGGAAGGAAUCAAGUGCAAGAAUGCACAUGUUACAUCAAUAACACUAGCAAGUACUGGUUUGGCUGGUCAGCUAUCUGGAGAUAUUGGAUCACUAUCUGAAUUGGAGACUUUGGAUCUAUCUUACAACAAGGAGUUGACUGGACCACUUCCACAAUCCAUGGGGGAGUUGACGAAGCUGUCAACCUUAAUUCUUGUUGGUUGUAACUUCAAUGGUCCUAUUCCAGACACUAUAGGAAAUCUUCAAGAGCUCCUCUACUUGUCUUUAAAUUCCAAUAGCUUUAGUGGACCAAUUCCGCCUUCUAUUGGUAAUCUAUCAAAGCUUUAUUGGUUAGAUUUAGCAGAAAAUGAACUUCGAGGGAGCAUCCCGGUAUCCAGUGGCGACAUAUCUGGUCUUGAUAAGUUACACCAUGCAAAACAUUUUCAUCUUGGGAAGAAUAAACUCUCAGGCACUAUCCAUCCUCAACUUUUUAGCUCGGAAAUGGCUUUGAUUCAUUUGCUUUUGGAGAGUAAUGAACUCGAAGGCCACAUUCCAUCUACACUUGCACUAGUCAAGAGUCUGGAGGUUGUGCGUUUAGAUAAUAAUUCAUUUAAUGGAUCUGUGCCCUCAAACAUCAAGAAUCUUACGAAUGUUCGAGAUCUGGUCCCUGCCAGACCUUACUGGAAUGAAUGCCCUCAACUUCCUGUAAAUUUCAAAGCAUUUAGCUGUGAUAGUUAUGUUGCAACUGUCGUUAGUCGUUACUAUCUUACACAGUUAGCUCUUGUUUUUCAUGGCAGAAAGAUGCAACGAACACAACUUCAAGGACAGGUUCCUACUUCUUUAUUUGAACUUGCAAAUUUACAGACUGUGGUGCUAAAAGACAACAAAAUAAAUGGAACCUUGGAUGUCGGCUCCUCCUACAGCAACCGGCUGCGACUUGUUGAUUUGGAGACUAAUUCAAUUGAAAUCUUUAAGCAAAAUGAUGCAGUUCCAAAUGUCAAGAUAAUGUCAGCUUCCUUUUCGGACUUGGAUAACAUAACAUACUACUCAACCCUUGAGGAGUAUCUCAUGCGGUCUUUUAAGUCUCAUUUUGAACCUGUGGAUUCGGUUUUGUUGAGCCAUCCACGUAAGGAUUCAACUCAGUAUCUCAAACUGAAUUUACAAGUCUUCCCAUCAGGACAAGAUCAUUUCAAUAGAACAGGGACUUUAAGCAUUGGUUUUAUGCUAAGCAACCAGACUUUCAAGCCUCCUACAGAUUUUGGACCAUUUUAUUUUCUUGCAGAUAGAUAUGAACACUUUGGGAACUAUGAAGGAUUGACUGAAUCGGGUAAAACUGUAAACAUUGGAAUCAUAAUUGGGGCAGCAGUUGGUGGUUUGGUCUUGCUAGUGUUAUUAGUCUUAGCUGGUCUUUAUGCUUUCCGCCAGAAGAAAAGGGCCGAAAAAGCGAUUGGGCAAAGCAAUCCUUUUAGACGCUGGGAUACGGUUGAUGACAAGAGUGCAUCCCCUCAGUUGAAAGAAGCAAAGAUGUUCUCUUUUGAAGACCUUAAAAAAUACACCAAAAAUUUUUCUCCAGCCAAUGACAUUGGAUCUGGAGGUUUUGGGAAGGUUUACAAGGGAACCCUUCCCAAUGGACAAGUGAUAGCAAUAAAAAGAGCUCAAAAAGACUCUAUGCAGGGAAAGCUUGAGUUUAAAGCGGAGAUUGAACUUCUAUCAAGGGUUCACCAUAAGAAUCUUGUCAGCCUUUUGGGCUUCUGCUUUGACCAAGGAGAGCAAAUGCUGGUUUAUGAGUAUGUUCUAAAUGGAAGUUUAAAGGAGGCUCUCUCAGGGAAGUCAGGAAUAAGAUUAGACUGGAUUAGAAGGUUAAAAGUUGCCCUUGGUACUGCCCGGGGUUUGGCUUAUCUCCACGAACUUGUUAAUCCUCCCAUCAUACAUAGGGACAUCAAAUCAAACAAUAUUUUGCUGGAUGACCGCCUAAAUGCCAAAGUUGCUGAUUUUGGUCUCUCCAAGUCUAUGGUUGAUUCUGAAAAAGAUCAUGUUACCACUCAGGUUAAGGGAACAAUGGGUUACUUGGAUCCAGAGUAUUAUAUGUCUCAACAACUGACAGAGAAGAGUGACGUCUAUAGCUUUGGAGUACUGAUGUUGGAGCUGAUAUCUGCAAGAAGGCCAUUGGAACGAGGGAAGUAUAUUGUGAAAGAGUUUAGAAAUGCACUGGAUAGGACAAAAGGCUUAUACGGUCUUCAUGAAUAUAUUGACCCAGCCAUUGGAUCAUCAUCCACAACACUGGUCGGUUUUGACAAGUUUGUGAAUUUGACCUUGAAAUGUGUUGAAGAGUCGGGUGAAGGAAGGCCUAAAAUGAGUGAAGUGGUAAGCGAGAUCGAGAACAUAUUGAAGUCAGCUGGUGCCAACCCUACUGAGGAAUCACCCUCCAUCUCUUCUAGCUAUGAAGAGGUAAGCCGAGGGAGUUCCAGCCAUCCUUAUAACAGCAACGACACCUUUGAUUUGAGUGCAGGGUUUCCAUAUCCAAAAGUAGACGCUAGCUAA